AUGGUCCCAGCCCAGGUCGACUCAAACGCCGCUACUGCUUCCACACAUGUCGCCGAUCCCGCCCUCGCCCCCUUUCUCCACCCUCGCUUCGACCCCGCUGACUUCCUCAAUGCCACCCUACCGGCCCUGUCGACGUCGUCGCGGCCUGCAAAGCCAGCCACAGCCUCCUUGGCUGAGCUCUCGACCCAGACGCAGGAUCUGCUCUCACAGCUCAAUGCGCACACCACAAGACUAUCGGCCAUCUUGACCCAGUUGACCGAUGACAUUGUGCGAAGCGGAGCACGGCUGGCAUACGAGGUCGAAGUGCUGCGUGGGGAGACACUGGGGCUCACCGAGACUCUGACAGAAGGCGUAAAGGACGACAUUCGCAAGUUCUUGCCACAUGGCAUUUCUCUGCAACCACUAGCACCACCACCAGAUGACCACGGGCAGACUUCCAGCCCUGCCACAGACCAAGGCGCUGGGCCGGAGCAAGGGCAGCUAGCACCCCUACCAGAAGCAGACGAGACCACGCCAGAAUACGUUUCGGACCUCCGUACCCUCACCACCGUGCGCUCACGGCUCGAGACGGUCAUCAAGGUGUUUGGCGAAGCGAUGCAAUGGACGAUACCUCCCUCCGAGCUCUCCUUGGGCGCCUCCCUCAUCAGCGUGUCGGCUCCCGAACCUGGCACGGACAGUGCAUCUCGGGAGCAAAAAGGAAAAGACUUUGCUGCCGCCUUACGGUCUGAGAUGGCGGAUCUCAUCGCGGGCGACCCCGACAAUGGGGUGGAAAUGGCCAAUACGCGCAUCCAGGCACUGCGAGACUUGGCCAAGGUAUGGAAGGGCACGGCAGAGGAGAAGGCCAGGAUCAAGUUGGUAGAUGGCCUCGUCAAGUUGGUAGAGGACAAACAAAAGGAGCUCGAAAGGGAGAGGGGCAAGGAGAGGAGUCGAGACAAGGCUCAACAGAGAGCUGGAAGCAGUGGUGGUGGCAAUGUACAGAAGCCUGGCCAGCCGCAGCCACAGCCGCAGCCACCUCCACCGCAGAGAACUGGAGGUUUCCUUGAGAAUCUGCAGAGAAUACGCGGCUUUGUCGAGUCGGAAUUCGAAUAA
Molecule: messenger RNA, 1089 nt
Organism: Plenodomus lingam JN3
Lineage: Eukaryota; Fungi; Ascomycota; Dothideomycetes; Pleosporales; Leptosphaeriaceae
Source: RefSeq, a predicted model, not a curated record